UGUAAGUGUGCUGGAUGCACAGGAGGCAGGCGGAGUGUAUUCCUGUCCUGACUGCAGAGCGGAAUAUCCAGAGCGUCCGGCCCUGGAGAAGAACAGGAAGCUAAGUAAUAUAGUGGAGUGUUUCUUAUCUACUCAGCCUGAUAUGGAGAAGACCAGAACCUUCUGUAGUUACUGCACAAAGUCUCCUGUACCAGCUGUGAAGUCAUGUCUGCAGUGUGAGAACUCUCUAUGUGAUGACCACCUGACCGUCCACAACCAGACGAUGGAUCAUGUAUUAUCAGAACCCACCAGCUCCUUUGGAAUGAAAAAAUGUUCCAUCCACAAGAAGGUUCUGGAGUAUUACUGCCCGCAGGACGCGGCUUGUCUAUGUGUGUCUUGUUGUCUGUUCGGCAAGCACAGGGGACAUCAGGUGGAACAUCUAGGUGAAGCUUCAGAAAAGAAGAAGAAGAAACUGAGGAAAUAUCUGGAUAAACUAAACCCACAAAGAGCAGAAAUAAAUGCAAGUAUUCAGAGGCUGCACAAUCAUAAGGGGAAAAUCCAUGAGAAAGCCUCUGAGAAGAGGAAGAACAUCAAUAAGUUAUUUAUAAACAUUAAGGAGCAACUGGAAAUUGCAGAAAAGAAGGUUCUGAGCGAGAUCUCCAGGCAGGAGAUUAAGAUGGUGUCCCAGAUAGAUGAUCUGAUGAAGAAGAUGGAAAUAAAAGAGGACGAGCUGUCCAGGAAGAUGCAUCAUGUGGAGGAGAUGUGUCGUAUCACUGACCCAAUAAGACUCUUACAAGAAAGUGACAUUACAGUAUGUAGUCCUGGAGAGGAUGAGGACACAGGUGGAGAUGGUGGACAGACUAAUUCUGAGGAGGUGGGACUGGUCCCAGGACAAGCUGAAGUUCAUGUGUUUGAUAAUGAGACUGACCCAAAAACCGUCCUACAAGAAUCAGACCAAAGAGCAUCCCUUAGUGACAAGAGCGUGGUGACAGAAGAAGCUUCAGUCAGAGACGAUGAGAUGGCUGAUGAUCUGGAAGAUGUUCUGAUCUCAUCAAUUUUACACCGAUCUAUGAAGGAUGUUGUCACUUAUGUAACAUCAGAGUUCGGGAUCCAUGUUCCUGACAUACUGCUGGAUGUGGACACGGCUCAUACAGACAUGGGAUUAUCAGAAGAUCUGAGAACAGCAACAGAUUUGGACAUAAAUCAGGGCCGACUAAAAUCUCCAGGAAGGUUCCAGACAUACUGCCAGGUCCCUGAGUUGCUGCGGAAUUCGGAAGUCACAGCUGGCGGCAAUGUGGAGAACAGGAGCAUAAUCGGAGCUGAGUUGGCGCACGUGCCCUCUGGUGUUCAGGGAUUGGCACACCGCACAGAAGGAGUGGUUGGAGGAGGAGUUUAA
Messenger RNA from Bufo gargarizans (Asiatic toad), 1375 nucleotides. Its product is annotated as tripartite motif-containing protein 16-like. NCBI's taxonomy places the organism in Eukaryota, Metazoa, Chordata, Amphibia, Anura, Bufonidae. Bases 143 to 1375 code for a protein of 410 amino acids. The transcript is spliced from 2 exons. Gene Ontology annotation, molecular function: zinc ion binding. The record is from RefSeq and is a predicted model, not a curated record.